Messenger RNA from Penicillium daleae, 2292 nucleotides. Its product is annotated as anaphase promoting complex subunit CDC16. Gene Ontology annotation, biological process: cell division. Bases 1 to 2292 code for a protein of 763 amino acids. The transcript has 2 exons. The record is from RefSeq and is a predicted model, not a curated record. NCBI's taxonomy places the organism in Eukaryota, Fungi, Ascomycota, Eurotiomycetes, Eurotiales, Aspergillaceae. Gene Ontology annotation, molecular function: protein binding.
AUGGAGAAGUAUCUGCGCUCCUGGCGGCAGGAUGCGCUAAAUCGCGGCCAGCAUGACGCCGCGGUCUACAUUGGCGACAAGGUUCUUGCGCUCACCAACAGCGAUUCAGAUGCUUUUUGGCUAGCCCAAGUCCACUUCUCCAACAACAAUUUCACGCGCGCCUUGGCCCUUCUAUCCCGCAGAGACCUUAUCACGAGAAGCAGCGCCUGUCGCUACCUGGCCGCCCAUUGCUACAUCAAACAGAACCAGUUCGAACAAGCCUUGUCAAUCCUUGGCGAUCAAAACCCAACCGAUUUGAUCCGGAGUAACAACAGCCGGCGGAAGAUCCAACACCUUAAUGGCCAGAGUCAUGUCACACUACGGAACGGGAAAAACACUACGACGCGCGGGGAACGAGGCGAGGGUCGAGAAAGGGAUGAUGAGAGUAGCGUGAGGUUUGAGGCCGCCAUGUGCUAUCUGAGGGGGCUCUGCUUUGCCAAGCAGAAUGCCUUUGAUCGCGCACGCGACUGCUACAAGGAUGCCGUUCGAAUUGAUGUGCAGUGCUUCGAAGCGUUCGACCAGCUCAUGAAGAACUCCUUGAUGUCGCCCACCGAGGAGCUGGAGUUCCUUGAAUCGCUGGACUUUGACUCGGUAUCCUCACCUGACCCCGCCAUCGCUCAAGAGGCGGCUCACUUCACCAAAAUGCUUUAUACUACCCGCCUGUCCAAGUACUCGGCACCGAGUAUCUUAUCCGACGCUACCGAAACUCUUUCCACACAUUACAACCUUUCCAAAAACCCCGACAUCUUGCUCUCUCGUGCCGAGGCGCUGUACACCCAAUGCCGAUUUGCCGAAGCCCUCGAGCUGACCUCUUCCAUACUUUCUACCUCCCAGGCGACUGAUUUGACAUCAUCCAACGGGCCGGGAGGUCCUGCACAUCACAAUCUGGGCCACACACCAGCAGUCUAUCCUCUUCAUCUGGCGUGUCUUUACGAAACGGGAGCUACAAACGCCUUGUUCUUGCUCUCGCAUAUGCUUGCGGACCAUGCGCCCGAGGAGCCCUACACUUAUCUCGCCAUCGGUGUAUACUAUUUAGCAGUAUCAAAGGUCGCCGAGGCUCGUCGAUUCUUUUCUAAAGCAUCUCUGCUAGACCCUCAUUCGGCCCCAGCUUGGAUCGGAUUUGCUCAUACCUUUGCGGCUGAAGGCGAACAUGAUCAGGCCAUCGCGGCCUACAGCACGGCCGCGCGACUUUUCCAAGGCAGUCACCUACCACAGCUCUUCCUGGGAAUGCAACACCUCGCUUUGAACAACAUGGCGCUGGCUCAUGAGUAUCUCUCUGCAGCAUAUGCCAUGUCAACCGGAGCCGCACCAGGCUCCACCCCUGAGCUUCCCCCCACCUCUUCAGAGAUGCCUCUUGGAGGCGAUCCUCUGGUGCUCAAUGAGCUCGGUGUGGUCUUUUAUCAUCAGAACAAUCUUCCUGCUGCGGUAGAAAUGUUCCGACAAGCCCUAGCGUUGGCCGCGUCACUCCACAGUGAACCGGGUGCCUGGGUUGCUACUCGUGCCAACAUGGGUCAUGCCUUUCGUCGUCUCGGCCGUCUACCCGAGGCACUGCGAGAAUUCCAGGAGUGCCUUCGGGUAGGUGCUGGAGGCACCAGCCUGGGAUACUCCCCGUUUUUGGGAGGUGGAGCAGGGGGCUCUGCGGCGGUGGGGACCGCGUCCGGGGUAGGAGGCUAUGAGGACCGUGGGCUGGUCGGAUCAUUGCAUACUUCAUGUGGCAUCUUGUUACUGGAGCUCGGACGCACGGGCGAGGCUGUGACAGCGCUGCACGAAGCUGUUCGCGUGCUUGGGGCCACUGGUGGUGGAGACGCUGCUGGUGGUGCAGGGGUGGCUGGGACCUUACUCAACCGAGCCCUCGAGCUCUGGUCCUUGGAAGGUCGUGAGCGAGAUCAACAAGCGAUGGAAGAGAGUGCCCGACCGUCUCACGGUCGUUCGGCGAACCGCAAACCUCGGGAGCGGCCCGGGACGAAUGAGAGUAACCGUCGUCGAAUCCGACACGCAGGAUAUGCCGAGGAAUGGACGGACGAAGUCACGCAUUCUGCCACGCCCGAGACCACCGGGUCGGGGACGAUGGAAGAGCGGGCCGAGAUGGAUCUUGAUGAUAAGGCGGAUAGUAUUCUUGGGCGCGCAUUGGGUCGGGUUCGGCCUGGCCGACAGCGCCGCACGCCUCGGCCGGCCAGUCCCGUUAUCGAGGGUGAUACGCCCGCGCAAAGUACUCGCCGAGAAAGAGCCCAGCGAAGUCAAUCACGGCAAUAA